UGAAAUCCACUACUCGCCGAGUAGCGACCGCAAAGUAGCCGCUACUGCUGCAACCGCGAUUGCCUAUGUCUGGGUUGAAGAGGACAAGCAUUACCUGGGCGUCAUCUAAUCUGAGUUCUGCAAAGCGCCCGUAGAGCCGACGACUAUCGUACUCAAAAGCUCUAUCGGUUUCAGGAGUGCGAGAAAUGUCAGCUGACGCGCGGAAAGUGGCCCUGAUUUCUGGCAUCACCGGUCAGGAACGCGUUCUAGGAGCCUGUUGAAUUCCAGCAAGCCCUAAUAUAGAUACGUUGUUGUCUCUGGCCUGACCAUUCGACCGUCGCGCUGUAGGAAACCGGUUGUGUUGUAGGACACGCUUAUCUCCGUAUUUAAAACUGACGAAGGUAUUUCGAGGAGGUUUCAGAUGCCUUCAAAGAGGCAUUCGAUCGAAGAAGCAUGCAAGACUCUCAUGGCCGACUAGGUUUUCAAAUAUCUCGACGUAUAUAGCUGGCGUUAGCAGCGUGGUUACAUAUCUACCAUAUAAGAGAGAUACCUUGGGAGAACAGGACUGCAAAAUCUCAUUGAAAUUAUUCUGGACGAUAUGAUCUGGUCAUCUAAGACGCUGCUAGAUUCUAAGUUUAGCAGACCCUAUCAACACCUUCAAAAAACAGCAAAGUUCGAACUGGUUGUUAAGCUACCUAAGGAUGGCUCAUAUCUGGCAGAAUUUCUUCUGGAGAAGGGCUAUGAAGUUCAUGGUAUUCGAAGACGAUCGAGCUCCUUCAACACUGGCAGGAUUCAUCACCUUUAUGAAAAUCCCCAGAUUCACCAAAAAAGCUCAAUGAAGCUUCACUAUGGCGACCUUCUAGAUAGCCUAAGUUUGAUCAAGUUGAUUCGGGAAAUCCAACCUACAGAAAUCUAUAACCUAGGAGCGCAAUCUCAUGUAAAGGUGUCGUUCGAGUUAUCGGAGUACACCGCAGACGUCGAUGCCAUAGGUACGUUGCGGCUCCUCGAAGCAAUUCGAAUUUGUGAAUUGGACAAAACUGUUCGUUUCUACCAAGCGUCGACGUCAGAGCUCUAUGGCAAGGUUAUGGAAAUCCCACAAAAAGAGACAACACCUUUCUACCCUCGUUCGCCCUAUGGUUGUGCUAAGCUGUAUGCUUACUGGAUUACGGUAAAUUACCGGGAAGCGUAUGGGAUGUUCGCUACGAAUGGGAUUCUGUUUAAUCACGAAAGUCCGAGACGGGGUGAGACAUUCGUCACUCGGAAGAUCUCACGUUCCGUGGCCAAGAUUCAUCUUGGUCAACUGGAGUACUUCGAAUUGGGCAAUCUCGACUCCGAAAGAGACUGGGGACACGCUAGGGAUUAUGUUGAAGCAAUGUGGCUGAUGCUUCAGCGUGACACACCAGAAGAUUUCGUUGUAGCGACAGGUGAAAAACAUUCAGUGCGCGAGUUCGUCGAGAAGGCAUUCGCCCGAACCGGAAGGGCCAUCGGGUGGCGUGGCAAGGGCGUCAAAGAGGAGGGCGUAGAAAAGGGCACGAACAUUGUUCGAGUCAAAGUCAACCCGAAAUAUUACCGGCCUGCUGAAGUGGAUCUUCUAGUCGGCGAUGCAACAAAGGCCAAAACAAAGAUGGGAUGGUCACCGAAAGUAUCGUUCGACCAGCUCGUGAACGAAAUGGUCGACGCAGACCUAGAACUAAUGAAGAAUAAUCCAAUAGCGUAAGAUAAUUAAAAAAAACGAAGA
Varroa destructor (honeybee mite) is the source of this 1717-nucleotide messenger RNA. It is a transcript of the gene Gmd, whose product is annotated as GDP-mannose 4,6 dehydratase. Gene Ontology annotation, biological process: 'de novo' GDP-L-fucose biosynthetic process. Gene Ontology annotation, molecular function: GDP-mannose 4,6-dehydratase activity. NCBI's taxonomy places the organism in Eukaryota, Metazoa, Arthropoda, Arachnida, Mesostigmata, Varroidae. The record is from RefSeq and is a predicted model, not a curated record.